UAAAAUACUUCAAUAAUUCAUUUUAAAUGCAGUAGUUCAACAAUCGUGUUUGGAACGUUAACUAUAAUUUUGUAUUAAUUAUGAAGACGUUCAUCUUUAUAUCUAUAACUGUAUUUCUGAUACAAAACCUUAUUUCUCCAACUGUUGAACAUGGUUCGGGAGAUGAUGGCUGGCAUCUGACAGAUGAUACUGAAAAACAUCUCGACGGAGAACACAGUGGUACAGAAUGGGCGGAUGGAAAUUUCACUGUAGGAAAUCAUACUGAUAUCGACGAAUGGGGAGAUCUGCAUAAUUCUACAGACUUUAAUACAACCGGAAUUGAACACGGACACGGAAAGGGACACGGAAAGGGACACGGAAAGGGACACGGAAAGGGACAUGGAAAGGGACCCGGAAAGGGACACGGUAAAGGACCUGGUAAGAAAGGUGGCAAAGCCAACAAGAAAAAGAAGACAGAAGCCAAGAAAAAGAACGAAGCUGCUAAAAAGAAGAAGGUAGCAGAAAAGAAGAAGAAGAUAGCGCAAAAGAAGAAGAAGGCUAAAGCCGCUAAAGCCAAGAAUGUAAAAACAACACCAAAGCCAACCCCGAAACCAACCCCGAAACCAACCCCGAAACCAACCCCGAAACCCUAAAGAAAUUAAAUAUAUAUAUAUAAAUAUAUAUAGCAAGUGAUAAAGAUGAUAUUCAAGAAAAAAAGUUGAACACUUUUUAAAUAAUAGUUUCUCUUCAACCAUAUCUUAUUCUAGAAUAAAUCUAAUUAACAUAUUCCCUUCAGGCAUUAAUAUGAAUAGUUUUUUUAAUAAAAUAUAUAUAUUUUUU
This is a messenger RNA of Dimorphilus gyrociliatus, 819 nucleotides long. Lineage: Eukaryota; Metazoa; Annelida; Polychaeta; Dinophilidae. The record is from the annotation of a GenBank genome assembly.